ACUUCCCUUCCAUCUCCAUAAACCUUCCAUUUCUAUACCUUAAACACCAAGCUAACUAGCUAGCUAAUUAUAAUUAACUAAUUAAACCAUGGCAUAUUGGUCUGAUCUCCCUCCGGAGCUCCUCGACCUUGUCGCCACCGGCUUUGACAGCCCGUCCGACACUCGCCAUUUCCGGUCUGUUUGCUCGACGUGGCGAUCCUCCAUCCCCCAGCCUCUCACAAUGUUUUUCCCUACUAUAAAAUUCCUCAACCCUAACGUACACCACUGUGACCUCCGCCUUACCAAACACACUUUUUUCCAUCUUUCAUCUUCUUCCGAUAACGAUGCUCCUGGGUGGCUCACCAAGAGGGAGGAGCACAACCCCGGGGAACUCCAUUUGUUCAACCCCUUCUCUAGGACCCUUAUCAAACACUUAGCUCCUAAUCUCCCUAGGAAAUUAGAUCUAACCAAUAUUAAAGUUAGGGAGUUGGGUUCCGAGUAUGUGUUACGCAACGUUAGUAAUACAAGUAAUGAAAAUGAUAACAUGGAUUACUACAACAUGGAGCAUCAAAAGGUAGCAGUUACCUUCAUUAAUUCUAACAAUAAUGUCAAUGAUUAUGUUUUCUUGUCCACUCAUAACACGGGUAAGUUACUCAUGUACCGGUCCAAAAUCGAAGCAUGGACAUUUUUGGAUGAUUACACUUUGGGUUAUGAUGAUCGGAGUAUUUUUGUUAAUGAUUGGUGUUUACACUACGUGGACGUAGUGGAAUUUGAUGGUACGUUUUACGCCGUCACGAAUUCGGGUAGGACGGUAGCCAUUAAGGUUACUGACUCAUCUCUUACGGUAACAUUGCUAAAAAGCUCUAUUAUUGGUGGCGAUAAAAAGUGUUUGGUAAAAGUAGCGGAUGAUCUGUUAAUGGUCGACCUAUAUACAGACAUGACUCCCCGAUUGAUAAAAGUACACGGGGUUGAGAUUUUUAAGCUUGAUAGGGAGGAACAAAAGUGGGUUUUGGUUAAGAAUUUAGAACAUCAUUCAAUAUUUUUGAGCAACCAUUCUUCGUUUUCGGCGGUUGGUUUAAAGGGUUGCAAAGGUAAUUGCAUUUACUUUCAUUUCAAGAACUUAGAUAAUAAAGAUUCAUGCUGCUCCGAGGUAAAAGACGAAGCUUCAAUGGAUAAUUUUGAGUGGAAAAGUGAUGAAGUUGGUGUUUUUGAUUUUGAAAAAGGAUUUUUUGGACGGUUGGAUGAACAUUUGAAAGAUUCACAACUGUUUUCUUGGCCUCCGCCGGGUUGGGUGACUUCGGCACGUAUGAUAACAAGUCCGUGAUCGGGUUGGAUUAUUGGAUCUUAGUGCAAAAAUGGAGACUUAAAUUAAUUUGUUUCUUGAUUUAUUUAUUUUCCCCCUAUUUUGUUUGAUUAAUUGUAUAUUAUCGCAGCUUAAUUAAUUAAAAAUAACUAUACUGGUUAAAUA
Messenger RNA from Spinacia oleracea (spinach), 1447 nucleotides. RefSeq names its product F-box protein SKIP23-like. The record is from RefSeq and is a predicted model, not a curated record. NCBI's taxonomy places the organism in Eukaryota, Viridiplantae, Streptophyta, Magnoliopsida, Caryophyllales, Amaranthaceae. The transcript has a single exon. The coding region runs from base 89 to 1303 and encodes 404 amino acids.